Hyaena hyaena (striped hyena) is the source of this 452-nucleotide messenger RNA. Its product is annotated as insulin growth factor-like family member 3. The transcript is spliced from 4 exons. The coding region runs from base 25 to 387 and encodes 120 amino acids. Lineage: Eukaryota; Metazoa; Chordata; Mammalia; Carnivora; Hyaenidae. The record is from RefSeq and is a predicted model, not a curated record. Gene Ontology annotation, molecular function: signaling receptor binding.
UGUCCUACAGCCUCUUCAGAAGCGAUGAAAGCACGAAGAAGCAUCUUAGGAGUUCCUGUCUGCCUAACAAUCUUCUUCCUCCAGGGUUCAAAGGCAGUCGCAGUGUCUCCGCCAGAUGCCCCCAUGGGCUCAGGCCUGUGGCUGUGCCAGCCCGCCCCCCGGUGUGGGGACCAGGUCUACGACCCCUCCCAACACUGCUGUCAUGACGACACCAUCCUGCCCCUGAAGCAGAAGCGUCAAUGUGGCCCCAACUGCACCUUCUGGCCCUGCCUGGAGCUCUGCUGUCCCGAGUCCUUCGGCCGCCAGAGGUUUGUUGUGAGGUUGAAGGUCCCGGGUACCCAGUCCCAGUGCCCUUCAUCGCCCAUCUCCAGGAUCUGCCCCAGCUGAAGAAAACCUUUCUAGACGAGCUCCUUAUGAAAACGGAUGUGAGGGGCACCUGGGUGGCACAAAGU